Naegleria lovaniensis is the source of this 327-nucleotide messenger RNA. RefSeq lists its product as uncharacterized. The transcript has 3 exons. The record is from RefSeq and is a predicted model, not a curated record. NCBI's taxonomy places the organism in Eukaryota, Heterolobosea, Eutetramitea, Acrasida, Naegleriidae. The coding region runs from base 1 to 327 and encodes 108 amino acids.
AUGCCCAUCGUUGGUCUUGCUCCCUUCAAAAUCACAAGAGCCACCCAGAAGUAUCACACAAAAUUCGGAUUUGAAAUUUUCAGUUGUGUGUUGCACAUGAUGCGAACAGCACAUAAAUUUGGAGAGCCAGAAAAAUCAAAAAUCAUUAAAGAAAUCAAACAAAAAGUUCGGAAACAUAAAUAUGAAAAGAAUAGAGAAAAGAUUAACGAUUUAAUGUAUGACCUCAAAAACGCAGUGUUUGAUUUGGAUUACAAGUGGCAAGUCAAAACAGGAUUGGUUCCAAACAUUCCAAAAUCAAAAGAAACAAAACGAAUGAUUGUAGAAUGA